AUGGCCUCGUUUCCCAAUAUUUGGACUCACCGUAAGGUGGCCGACACGGCUUCCAAGCCUUGUGAGAUUUGCUAUAAACCUAGUGCAAGUGUCCUGAUAACUCCGGAAAACAAGGAUUUUUUCUAUGUUUGCCCAUCACAUUUAAAGGACAAAGGGUUUGCUACACCUAUCAUAGAUGAGGCUGCUAUUGCUGCUAAGAAAAAGAAAGAGUUGGACGAUGAAAUUGAACGCGUGAAGCAAGAAUUUGAAGAGAAGCAGAAGAAGAAGAAGGAGGAAGAUACCUCCAAAAAGGACGAUAAGGAGAAGGAUAGUAAAGAUAAGAAUGGCGAGGGGGAAACGGAUGAGAAGAAGACUGAUGAAAAGAAGAAGUCGGAUACUCUCGCAUCAUCGACACAAAAUUCAACUCCUGACGAGGAGCCUAGAGUAUUUUCUCUCAAAAAGAUGUUCUAUCAACAGAGACUUGACAAAAAGAAGCAGGCUGAAAUUGCAAGACGAAAUCGUGAACGUUUUCAAAACCCGAACCUAUUUCCUCAGGUCCCAAAAGGUUUACCUUGA
This is a messenger RNA of Sclerotinia sclerotiorum 1980 UF-70, 555 nucleotides long. RefSeq lists its product as hypothetical. Bases 1 to 555 code for a protein of 184 amino acids. Lineage: Eukaryota; Fungi; Ascomycota; Leotiomycetes; Helotiales; Sclerotiniaceae. The transcript is spliced from 3 exons. The record is from RefSeq and is a predicted model, not a curated record. Gene Ontology annotation, cellular component: endosome. Gene Ontology annotation, biological process: vacuolar transport.